AUGAGAUUUUGGUUCUGUAAAAAGAAAAAUAGUUCUGAAUGCAUUGAUGACAAAAAAAAGAAAAACGAUGAUGUAUACAAAGCUAUUUUAAAAAACAGAGAAGCAAUUGAUGCUUUAGAAAAGAAGCAGGUGCAAGUCGAAAAAAAAAUUAAGCAAUUGGAAAUUGAAGCAAAGCAGAAAGUAGAACAAAAUCAAAUGAACAAUGCGAAAAUAUUACUGAAAAGAAAAAAAUUAUAUGAACAAGAAAUAGAAAACAUCCUAAAUAAUAAAUUAACUCUAGAAGACAAUAUGAUAAACUUAGAAAAUAUGCAUUUACAUAAAAUUGCUGUUAAUGCGUUAUCAUAUGCAGCCAAUACCCACAAAAAAUUUAACAAUGAAAUAAAUACUCAAAAAGUAGAAAAAAUUAUAGACACUAUACAAGAGAACAAAGAUAUUCAAGAAGAAAUAAAUCAAGUCCUAAGUUUCAACUUAUUAAAUAACGUGGAUGAUGAUGAAAUAGACAAAGAACUUAAUUUACUAAAGGAACAAAGCUUGGAAGAAAAACUCAGUGCCAAAGUUAAUAAAAUACCAGAAAUGCCAAAAGACAAGGAAGUUUUGCAAGUGAAAAGCAGUGAAGAAGUAAGGGUAUCAAAAAACAACGAAGAGUCUGAUGACGAAGAAUUAAAAGAGCUAAUUGGAGAAAUGACGUAA
Molecule: messenger RNA, 690 nt
Organism: Plasmodium malariae
Lineage: Eukaryota; Apicomplexa; Aconoidasida; Haemosporida; Plasmodiidae
Gene: SNF7
Product: vacuolar-sorting protein SNF7, putative
Exons: 8
Coding region: 1-690 (229 amino acids)
Biological process (GO): late endosome to vacuole transport via multivesicular body sorting pathway; vesicle budding from membrane
Cellular component (GO): ESCRT III complex; cytoplasmic side of plasma membrane; multivesicular body
Source: RefSeq, a predicted model, not a curated record